AUGACUGAAAAUAUAGAGCCUACUCAAUACCUGCACUAUGGGUCUUUCAUUAAAAUUAAGUCCCCAAGUAAUUUUUACCUUUAUUCUUUAGAGUUCAUUGAAGCAACUCCUUAUUUAGCAGAUCUUACCAAUUGCGAAAGCAGCAUCAUCGGCUCAAUUUUCCAAAUAAUCCCUCAAUCUCAAUACAGCGUGCAGCACGAAAUUUCAAAAAACCUUCAAAAUUUCCAAGAGAAUCCUAAUCCCGAUAAACUAGAAAAGCUGGAAGAUAGCUUGGAUGCAGAAAUUAAGGUUAACUCACAAAUUUACAAAGAUUUUAAAGGACAACCUAUAAAAUAUGGUUCUAUAGUGCAAUUGCAGCAUACUCAUAGUCGUAGGUUUUUAACUCUCAGCAGUAAAGAGUCUGCAGAUCUGGAAAAAGAAAAUUUCAAAAUUACUCUUGGCGAAUUUACAAGUCCAGAUUCUCAUUUUAGGAUAGAGCCUAGCUAUAAAUAUCAAUCAGAAGAAUCAGGAUUUGUAAGACUCAAGGACAAAAUUUUAUUCGAAGCUUCAAUUUCUGGAAUUAGCAAAAUUGCUUAUUUGCAUGAAAGCAAAGAAAAUAUAUGAAGGAAUCCAAAAAUUCAAAGAAACUAUUCUAUUCAAGAAUUAGGUAAAGAAAUAAAUGUAAGUGUGGACCAGGAAACCAAAUGAGAUAUAUUUCUUUAUGCACCUUUUACAAAUGAAAAUUUUAUUUCUUGCGGGGACUAUAUAUGGCUAUCUAGAAUCGAAGAGGGAAUUUCCCUUUCUACAAAAGCCAAAGAUGAAGUGAAAACAAAAGUUUUCUUUAAUGAAAACGUGAGAGACCCAAACAGUCUUUGAUAUAUAGAAGGAGAAGACCCCAUGAUAGGUGGAUUGGCAGAGAUUAAAAAUAGUUAUAGACUAAAAAAUGCUAUUUCAGGAUUAUAUUUAGGCAUUGGUUUUAAAUUAGAAGGAUUCCUUUCUUCUUACAGAAUUCAGCUGCAAAGCAGGGACUCUCCAACUUGCUUAUGAACAUUCUCAUCUUCUAACCCUGAAAAUUGUGCCAAGUUUUUAAUUCCAGGCUGUGGGUAUAAGCUAGUUAAUGCAGCAAUAAAAGACGCAACCAUUGCAGGGAGUAUCAAAAAAUCUUCCAAUAAUGUAGUAGCGUUUUCCCCAGUUAUCCAAUGCUCCCCAACUGAAUUAGAUUAUUUUAAAUUAACAAAAGCCAGCAAUGAAGUUGUAUGGGAAUCAUUUUUUCUGCUAUAUAGUAAACCAAUUUUAAAGCAAUUUCAGAGUUUUUUUAAUUGUCAAAAAGCUGAAAAAAAUGCACAGGAGUUUCGAGUUUUUGAAAGGCAUAUGAAAGCUGUCGUCAAAUGCCUAAAUGAUUUGAAUCUCUUUUGCCAAAAUAGGCUAAUUAGAAUGGUUAGCUUUGAAGAUCAAUUUGGAGAAGUGCAUAAGGCAAGGCAAAAUGUACUCAGAGAUCAAAAAUAUUUAGAAUGUUUAGUAAGCAUUCUUAAUACCAUAUUUAUUCCUAAGGAAUAUAUAAAUAAGCUUGAAAAAGUCUUGCCAUCAGACAAUUCGUUUAUUGAUGAAGAUUCGACUCUCAUAUCAAAAAGCUACGAAAUAGAUUUAGAGGAAACAAUAGAAAUAAAAAAGAUCGGGUUAAUUAAAGAAGUGAUAAAAGGCUGCUAUACAUUGAUUGCUUCAAUUUGCUCAGAAAAUAUUGAAAACCAGACUUAUGCAUCACAAUUUUUUCAUAUAUUUAUAAAGCAUGUCGGCUUAAAUUUAGGGGCUACAAAGUGCAUAUACAAGAUUGUAAAAAACAAUGAAAAAAUUCUAAUGGACUUUCAAGAAAAGGCUGCAAGAUCUGAAAAUAUAAUUUAUAAGUGCGCUUUACUUCUGAAGAAAAAUUAUGUCAACAAAAAACCUGAAAUUUUAGAAUUUCUUAAAGCUGUCUGUGUCACUAAAGGAAAUGGAGUCAAAAUAAAUCAAGAAAUUGUGUUUCAAACUAUUUUUUCUAUUCCUCAAAUUUAUAGAAAGGUUUUUAUUCCCAUCUCAGAAUUUGAAGGAAAUCUUUACCUUUCUCUUGGGCAAAACAGGGAUGAAAUAGUCUCUCUGAGAAGCUGCUUUGAAUGUGAGAAAAUAGUUAGCUAUAACCUGGAUAUUAUAUAUUUUAUUAAGUUUUUAGAGCUUCUUGUCUGCCUAUGCCUUGGGAGAAACUUUGUUUGUUCUGAAGCAUUAAAAGAUCACUUUUCAACUCAAAUUUUACAAAACAUGAUAUGGGAUACAAAUAUCAGUAGAAAAUUAAGAGCAAUUUUAUGCAAACUUCUCUUAGUCAUUCAUAUUGACUCUUAUCCGCGACAAGAACCCAAAAAGCCUAAUCUUAUUAAAAUUUUGAAACUAAAAGGGCAAUCAUUGGAUUUGCCUGAAGUUUUUACACAAAACACAGAAAUAAAGAUCGAUUUUGUGAAGAAUCUUAAAUCUAGGACAGAAAAAAGGAAAACUUCAAUGAUUGCUAAAAUUGGUGAAGCUGCUGCGAAUAUGUUCAAGAGAAAACGUCUGCCAACCGCAAUUUUGCAUUUUUUAGAAGAAGAGCAAGUAAUAAUUAAAGAUGAAAAGUGAAUUCAUGAAUUCAGCAUGCAAAUCCUAAAUUUUUUUCACUCCCAAAUGACUAAUCCUUCCUAUGACAUUUUUACAUUUGAAAUGCUUAGGCUUGGAGAUAAGAUGGUCAGGUUUGAAAUUUAUGGGACUUAUUCAAUUGCCGAAUAUGAAAAUGAUAGCUUUGAAAACACAAAUUUAGACAUUAAAGAAAUGGACAUCACCAAAUUUUUAAGACAAACAGCAUAUAUAUUGUUUUAUCAAGCUGAAGAUAAAGAAGCAGGAAGAAAGGCAAAUAAGCAGACUGCAAAAAAAUGAUCAAAAAACUUUUUCAAAAAAAUGCUACUAUCAACUUUGAUAAGAAAUCAAAUAAACUUUUCAGAUCCUCUGAUUGGUAGCGCAUCAAGUCUUAGGAAUUUUUUGCAACAACUAAAAGAGAGCGCAUCUUAUAACAGCAAAGCAAAUUAUGAAAACAAAAUAAAAGUUCAAAUUUGCAAAACUAUGCACUAUUAUUUAAAUUUAAGACAGGAGUUUCUCAUUUCUAACGUUUCAGGCUGAUUCAAUAAUCAGUCAGAAGUAAUAAAUCAAAAUCUCAGCAAUAUAUUGGCAGACCUGCUUCCAAAUGUCAUGAAAAUUACUGAUUUAGCUGGAAAAUUAAAUAUUGGAAGAUACCUGAAUGAAAUUUAUUCGAAAAAAAUGAAGUAUUUUCGGACACCAAAAGUGCAGGAUUUAAAUCACCUAUGCAAAGAAAAGGUUUUAGGAAAACUUUGGAAAAUAUUUACUGAUUCUAAUAAUUUUAAGCUUCAGACUCAUGCUUUAAAAUUAAUUGUCAGAUGCUUCAAGCAAAGAGAAGAGCUUUUAAUUGGAAUUAAGAAAAUUGUCCCUAUCAGCAAUUCAGAAGAUGCAAGCCUUUUACGAUGGUUAAAAUCAAAUUUAAAUAGGUUCAAGAGAAAUAGUGAGCAAUGUGAGCUGUGGCUGAACUAUUGAGCAAGAAAUGACAAUGAGAAAGCAAAAUAUUUAUGAAGAUUUGACGAGGUAAACAAUUUUUUGGUGGAUAUAAAUAGUUUAUUUUAUGGUGACACAACAAUUGUGAGAGAUGAGGUAUCGGCAGGAAAUAAAGAAAAAAUAUCAAGAUCAAGGCAGGAUAUUAUGUUUUAUUUAGGUGUGCAUGACCUAAUAAUUGACCUACUUAAAAAUGGCAUGAGAUUUCUAGUGAAAUUGCACGAUUCUAGAGAUGCUGAAUAUAUUGAGCCUAGAGAUAGAAUUACUAAUUUAUAUAUGCUUUGCUGCGAAAUACUCAGAAAAUUUGCUUAUAAACAUGAGAAAACUCAAAAAUAUUUAUAUAAGUAUUUGCAUGUAUUUUCUCAAUAUCUUAGAAUAAAUGUAAAUCAGAUACCUCUUAUAUGUGAAAUAUUCAAGAACAAUGAAAAACUAAUAUUGUCUUUAAAUAAAGAGACUCUGAAGCAAUUUCGCAAACGGAUUUAUGAGCAAGGAAGAAGACCAGAAUUUUUAGAGUUUUAUGAAAUUAUACAAAUGGCAAAGAGUAAGCCUAUCCCCAAAAUGCAAAAAUUGGUGGUAGAUAUAUUUUUCAAAGAAGGAAUAAACAGGUUUUUAUUAUAUAUGAGUGAUGCGGACGAGCUAAAUUUUAGUUUUAAAACAGUUGAAAAAAGUGAGCCUGAAUAUCAGGACAUACCUUUUGACUAUCAUGCAAAACUUUUUCGAGUUUUAUCAAAAGCAAAUCUUGGGGCUACCGGUAUGUAUAUGAAUGAAUUGAAAAUUCAGCAAUUAAUAAAGCUCUCUGAUUUAUUUCAGUUAUUAAUGAAAACGGAAGACAAAGAAUCUGAGUUUCCAAAACUCAAAAUUCCACUUUUAGAAUUUCUCUUUAUUCCCUGACUAAGGUUUAAUUUUUGUUUUGCUGAAAAUUUUAUAUUACAUAAAAAUAUUUAAAACAAGUUUUAAAUAUUGUAAGAAAAAUAAUACAAUUUGUAAAAAUUAUAUAUAUAUUAUAAAGCAAACUGUUAACGAUAUAAUGUAAGAUACCUGAGACUCCAUCAUUCUAAUCAUUAAUUAUAUGCUAAAUAUAGUUUAAACUAAAAAUAUUCAUCAAAAAAGUUUUGCCCUUUUGCUAUGGAGUUAAUUUCACCAUAAACAGAGAUUGUCUCAAUAACUUGCUCGCUUACCUAGGGAGGAGUUAAUAUUUAUCUUUCAUGUGAAAACUCAGCUGAAGAUUUAUAGAAGUUUCCUAUGUUUGGCGCUGUUUUAGGCCGAUAAAUUCUGAUCGGAAUUUAUCGGUAGGUUGCACCAAAUCAAUGCCUUGGUCGGACCAAAAAGCGAUUUGGUCCGACGAACUUGGAAAGCUCCUGGGAAAAUGUCUGCGCUUUUAGCGCUAUAUAGAGGAAACCUCUAUAAGUGGUAUCGAUUUAUUUUUAAAUUAUAUUAAACUUCAAUGCAAAAUACUUCAAUUGAUAGAUAUACCUGACAGCGAUUAUAUUAAAUUUUUGGAUAUAUGAAUUAGAAUACUUUAUAAAUAUUGUGCAGUCAAUUUUGAUAGCCGAGAUUUUUAUCUAAAAAAAAAUGAUUUUGUAUUAAUUGAAGAAUUUUCACGAAUUUUGUGCGGGAAGCAAGCUAAGUUUUAUAUAAAACCCAUACCUGAUGAUUUACUAAAACAGAUUAAAAGCUUGUGCAGUAAACUUAAUUUAAACUUUGAGCCAAAUAUUUCUGAAGAAAAAGAAAGCCAGUAUUGAAAAAUAAAUGAUAAAUGUGAUGCUUUAAAUACAGUUAGUGAUGAGAUCGUAUAUACACUCGAGAAUUAUUAUCAAUUCACGAAUUUAGAAAAAUCCUCAGAUUGAAAAACGGUUAGAAACUGAUUUAUUUAUAACGAAAAAGUUAAAGAGUGCCUUAAUCAAGAACAAAAAGCAUUAAUUGCCUCUAUUGUUUUCGCAAAUGAAAUUAAUCCAGAGCUUAAUUUUGACAUUAUCGUACAAUCACUAAUAAAUUAUAUUAGAAAGAGCAAAAGCAAUAAAUGUUUAAUUAAACUGACAGCAGAUUCAAUUGAUUUACUGGGAUCGAUCCUUGAAAAUCCUUUCUAUGAACCUUAUGAUGAUCAUGAGCAGAUAAAAAAAAAUUUACAAAAUAAAAUUAAUGAUUAUGGAGCAACAAAGCUGGCAUUAAUUUCUAUGAGUGAAGACAAUAUAAAUCAGCAUUUAUUUUUUGCAUUUUUAAAACUUUUAAUUCAAUUGCUUGAUGGUGGAAAUCAGAAUGUGCAAAAUGGAAUUUAUCGAUACUUUGUUAAAUCACCCUCGUCAGAAAUAUUAUUUUAUCAUUUACAGGAACUAUUUUCAGAUUGUAUCAGAAAUAUAUCUCAAGAAAAUGAAUUUUUUACUAGAAGAGUUCCAGUAUAUAAACCAAAAAAGCAGAAAAUCUUGCUGAUCUUAAAAUUCUUGCAAUUGCUUUGCGAUAACCAUAAUAACCUUCUUCAAAAUUACAUCAGGCACCAAGAAAAAUCUCGGAAUAGCUAUGACAUGAUAGAUAAUAUGAUUUCAUUAUUGUCGCUACUGAUUAAGAAACUCCCUGCUAAAUAUUUUCAAGUCAUUUCCCAGUGCUUCGACACUUUAACUGAACUAGUCCAAGGACCUUGCAAAAAAAAUCAAGAAAGAGUUAUAGACAGCAAAUUUUUGGAAAUUUCGUCUGUUUUGAUGUCUUUAGAUGAAAAUUCUGAUGAAGUUUGCCCUUAUGAACUUUUCAGGCAGCUUCAAAACGAUGAAUUGGCUCUAAAUGAUUUUAAAAAUUAUGAGUGCUGCAGAGGCUGGAUGGUGUCAUCUUUAAAGUAUAAGUGCAUGAUAGCCAUUCAUAGUUUACUGGAAGGAAGAGAGGAUAAUUAUGUGAUCAGCAGACUCAUUAGAGCUACUGACAUGGAAGUUUUCAAAGAAAACCUCAGGUCAAUAUAUCACAAUUUUAUUAAAUACUAUAAAAAGCCAUUAUAUGAUUAUACGAUAUUCAACCAUUAUCUCAAAAAUGGUGAGUAUCAACUUGGGAGCUCGGAUAACCCCCAAGAUAGAAAUCCAGAUUAUUUCAGAGUUAUCAUAGAAACAGGCUUUAUGAUAUAUCAUUUGAUGAGAUAUUUUCAGGAUAAUGGCGAUCCAGAGGUGCAAGAAAAGAUCUCUGAAGAACUCCCUCAAAAGGAUUCUGUUGAAGAAAGGCCUGAGUUCUUAGGGACGAAGCUUAUUGAAGGAAUAGGAAGAUUUAUAGAGGUUUCCUCUAUAUAGCGCUAAAAGCGCAGACAUUUUCCCAGGAGCUUUCCAAAUUUGUCGGACCAAAUCGCUUUUUGGUCAGACCAAGGCAUUGAUUUGGUGCAACCUACCGAUAAAUUCCGAUCAGAAUUUAUCGGCCUUACAGCGCCAAACAUAGGAAGCUUCUAUAGUGCAACUCUGCUAAAAGAUACAUUCAAGACUGUAACAAAAUUAAUUAAGCAUGAUAAGAACGACCCUUUUAUUGAUGAGGCAAGAUCGUUUGACAGUGCUUAUAAUUUUUUUAAUCAAUACACAGCUCAUGUUGAAGUUUAUUUUAAUGGGAAGAUUAGAAAAGUCUAUUUUGCAAUGCCACCAUCUUUUCGAGCUAUAAGUGAAGAAAUAAGAUCAUCUUUUGAAAUAGAUGCUGACAGAUCAUCAGACCAAGCAAAACUCAGAUAUUUGAUUAUGAUUUCAAAAGAGCUUAAUCAGCGAAUUAAAUCUGAAUAUAAAAUCCAGCUGUUCUUAGAAAGAUACCCUAUUAUUAAUGCAUUUACAGCAAAUAUAUGAAUUUGGAGAUAUCUGGCUUUCCUUAUCUCAAUUAUUCUAAAUUUUUUUAUUAUUGCGUCAUAUUCAUAUUACGGUGAUUCUAAUUUAUUUAGCCCUUCUUUAUUUUAUGACUUUGACACAGCCUACACUUUGGAUCUAAUUAAAUCUAUUGGAUUGGCCCAUGUAACUUGUUCGUGCUUGAUAUUCAUCAUUUUUUUCCUCAAAAAUGCCCCUGUUUUAGCUAUCAAAGGAUGAAAAAAAUAUUUUCCAAGCAGUGGCUUUUGAUUGAAAAAUCCAUCCAAAUUUAAAAUCGGAGCAGUAAGAUUAACCCAAGUGAUUUGCACAGUGAUUAUGAUAAUUAAAGACCCAAAUGUGUAUUACUACUUCGCAUACUGGCAUAUUUCUAUGCUGGGAGAGUUCUUGCACCCAUUUUGAUUUUCGCUACUGCUAUUCGAUGUUAUUUAUCAAUUCCCUUCAUUAAAAGACAUAAUUCAAUCAGUAACAGUCCCUAUAAAGCCAUUGCUCUUAACCUUCAUAUUCAUGAUAGCGAUUGAAUAUAUAUACAGCGUUGCGGGGUUUUUAUAUUUCUCUAAUUGAUUUGAUGGCUAUUGUGAAACUUUAUGGGUUUGCAUGCUUUUUGUUGUAGAGAAAGGACUCAUUUGAAGCCCUGGAGGAUACUUGUCUCAGCCUCCUGGCAAUAAAAUGGAUUACGGAAGAUUGGUCUAUGAUAAUUCCUUCAUUCUUAUUGUAAGUUUUUGUGUGAUGAAUGUAGUUUUAGGCUUGAUUAUUGACGCUUUCGCAGUUUUAAGAUAUGGACGCCAAAAGAGCCUUGAAGAUAAAAACUCAAAAUGUUUCAUCUGCGGUAUGGAAAGAGAUUGGAUUGAAAGAGUCACGAGUAAGCCAUUUAGAUGCCACACAUAUUAUGAUCAUAAUGAAUGGAACUACAUACUAUAUAUCGGCUACAUUCAAGAAAAGGGAUACACAGAAUGUACAGGGAUAGAAUCUUAUGUGAAAGCGCAGAUUGAAAAACAAGAAUUUUUAUGGAUCCCACGAUAUAUGGGCUUAGGCUUCAGUGAAAAAUCUUCCACAACUUUUGAGGAGAGCAUGUCGAAAACAAUUGAAAGCUUGUCUGUUAUAAGCAAUGAGCUGAAAAUAACUAAAGAAAAACUGAAUAAUUAUUAA
This is a messenger RNA of Blepharisma stoltei, 8549 nucleotides long. NCBI's taxonomy places the organism in Eukaryota, Ciliophora, Heterotrichea, Heterotrichida, Blepharismidae. The record is from the annotation of a GenBank genome assembly.